UUAUCUACACCUGGAACAUUUUACGGCGCGUAAUACGACUGUAAGAAGUGGAUUUUGCACACAGACAUGACGGCAACUCUUCAUGACUUAUUUGAUCAAAUUAUCCAUUCUGAGAGAAAGGCACGGGAAAAGAAGAAUUAUUUACAAGAAGUGAAGUUGAAACUGUCCUCCUUGGAGGAAGAGCUGGAAGAGUCCAAAGAUGAACACAAGAGACUUAAAGGACAACUAUUACUGAAGGUGCAGCACUGGAAGCAGGAGGAGCUGAAGCGGUCGUUCCUCACGUCGAGGCAGGCCAUCUUGUUGGAGCAGAGGCAGGCCCUGGAAGCGGAGAGUGACCAUGUCAGAGCACAGUUGAAGGAGCUUCAGACUGAGCUGCUGAAUGCUAUGUCUGGGUUCAGCACAGAAGCAAGUUUGUUCAGCGAGGACUACGACCUGCUCAGCUCAGGUUCAGCCAGAAGGGAGAAGGAAGCUCGGGAACGAGCUGAACAGCUAGAGGAACCGGUGCACGAACUCACUAAAGAACUGGAAAAGUAUGAGGUUAGAAAGUCUGCUGCCCAGACACUGGAAGAAGAGCUACACCAUGCAAAUCACAUUUUGGAACAAACCAAAGUUCAGUUGGCAGAGCUUGAGCAAAAGAUCAGUGCUGCCCAAGAGCUGGUUGAAGAACUUAAGACGGAGAAGUCACAAGUAGCAGGCCUUCCUUUGAACGGGGAGGAGUUUAAAGUAAUACACCAAGAACUGGAGGGAUUACAAUCUACGCAACUCGAGGCAAAGUGCAUGUCACUCCAGACAGAGCUGAGCGGCCUGCAACAGCAGCUGAGACUGAAGGCAGUGCAACAACAACAACAACAGACACAGCAUGAGCAACAGCGACGUCAGCAACAUUAUAAUGAUGCAUACAAGCCACAGCCACAAGACGCCAUUCCUCCAAGCAGCACAAGCAACCGACUUUGUGUUUCCAACUUUUCUCACAUUGUUAAAGAGAAUGAAGUCAGUGUUGAGUUGAAGGAGGAGGAUUUUGAUGAUGACAUGACCUUGCCUGACCUGGACACAAAUACCCCACCCGCUGACGAUGUUUGCAGAUCCAAGGCAGAGGUCGGACACCAGAGAAGAUCAAUCUUCAGACCCAGAAGAAUUUGACGACUUCUCAAGCAUUACUGACUCUAAUAAUGAUAUUAACCUCAAACCCAA
Molecule: messenger RNA, 1191 nt
Organism: Haliotis rufescens (red abalone)
Lineage: Eukaryota; Metazoa; Mollusca; Gastropoda; Lepetellida; Haliotidae
Product: girdin-like
Exons: 9
Coding region: 67-1140 (357 amino acids)
Cellular component (GO): cytoplasm
Source: RefSeq, a predicted model, not a curated record